Molecule: messenger RNA, 798 nt
Organism: Aspergillus aculeatus ATCC 16872
Lineage: Eukaryota; Fungi; Ascomycota; Eurotiomycetes; Eurotiales; Aspergillaceae
Exons: 2
Coding region: 317-586 (89 amino acids)
Source: RefSeq, a predicted model, not a curated record
GUCAAAAGGCGGACUGGACGGCAAUUGAUUGGACCAUGGGUUACUUCUCACUUUGACUGAUCACCUCAACUGGGACUGCUGGCAGGAAGCCCAAUUAGAAGAUUCAUUGUCCUGGUUGAGAGGACAACAUUCGACUAUUACUGCUGGUUGUAGUCACACAUGUGCAAUCCCGAGACACACAAUACCCUUCAUACAGACCCUCCAGAAGGACAGAGAUUCGAUUUCGCCGACAGGGAUGUUCACAGCAGGCUGUUAACGCAAAUUGUCUAGGCCAGAGCUGCAGAGAUGGAUUCAAGCACCAGGGCUCGUCACGUAAAUGCCCUACAGGCUCUCCCGGAUUCUUCCUUGGUUAAUUCCCCUCACCUUUCUCUAUUUUCGUCUCUUCCUCUUUGUGUUCUCGCAUGUUCAACCAGAAGUGUUCCCCAAAGUUCACUCACCGCAUCCUGGGAUGCCUGGACAAACGCUUUCAGAAGCAUAUUACUUUGAAACAAGUGAGAUCUUGUUCAACGCUCAUCUCGAGCCCACUCCCAGCCACCAGCACGACUGGAUAGAGACAUGCGUCUUCAAGAGUGACAUGGCUCCCUAGGAUGUCCGGAACACGAUGGCGAAAGGUAUACUCAGACCAGUUUAGACCGGGAUCUGUUAAUCCUAGGGAGCUCGAAAACCUCAUUGGUAGCUCCUAAGCCAAACGAAACCGCGAAGUCUGGUAUGCUUGUUGCUUCCUGCGAUCAUCUGUCUCUCAACGCCCGACAAUCCCGGACUGAUCACGGCCAACUCAAUCAAAGCCCAGCAAUUACC